AAACCAACAUCCCUAUUUCGACGCCAAAUGUUAGCGCGAAAAUUGUACUAAUUUCUGCAAAUGCACAGUGUUAUUUCAUCAAAAUGAAUUCGCAGCUAAUUUACCACAAUGUACCAACACCACCGGCAACCAACACACCGCUGGCAGUUGCGGCACCAGACGGCGGCUUCCUUUAUGCCGGCAUACGCAGCAUAAACUACAUAUCGGCGGAACCGGCAAACUCCUCGGAGAAGUCGCAAGUUAAAAUCAUGUCCACGCGCUUCAACAUAAUUGCACUGGAUGUCAGUCCGAUGUGGGGCAAGCGGAGCCAGCCAUUUGCCAUAGUUGGCGACGAUCUGAGUGUGCAAGUCUGGGACUGCAUAAUGGGCGGGGCUGUCACCGGACACAAGGCGCAUCAACAUCAGCACGAGGCACGCAAUUUCAGGGGAAACCGUUCCUCUGAAGCGUCUGUGCUAAUGAGCUACAUGAGCAACGGCAACAUUCUUUCGAUAGAUGCCAGCGAUUUGGUUAUCUACUGUGUGGCCUCGAACACUUAUUGCCGUCGCCCCACAUUCAUCCCGUCGCGCAUUCACCACUUCGUAGUCCUGCGCUGCUCUCCCUACAACGACAACAUAUUUGCCUUGGGCACGACCUCGGGAGUUGUGCUGGUUUGUGACCUGCUCAAGAUGAGCAUCCUUUACAAGUUCAAUGGCCACAAGCACUGCAUCAAUGGACUGGCAUGGCGGCAAGUAUCCCUUCCCUAUGAGGAGGAACAUCUGAAUCUCGACGCGUUGUCCUCGCAAGCUGAGCAGUGGCGCAGUCGCAAAGAAGAAGAGGUAGCCGAAGCCAAAGUCGAGGACGUAGCCAAAGCCGAAGCUGCAUCCAAAGCAAAACCCAAACCCCCUCCGCUGGUCAAGUCCAAGCCAGCCGAAUCUGAUGAUCCGUUUGACAUUUACAACUUUGAUCAUCUGGAAUGCGAAUUCGGGGCCCCAGUCGACACUCGUCGAUGCCAGUCAUCCGACGAUUGCGGCGACGACUUUGUUGGCCUGGAGAAGCCGGCAGGAGCCGUUGCUCUGGAUUUCGUAGAGGCCUGUGAGAGCAUUAAGGCGGAUAUUAUGGCCCAUCGAUCGGAGGCAACUGGUGGUGAAUCUGGCUACCAGCAUGUGGAGGUGACCUUGGCCGACUGCCAGCCCACGAAGCCAACUGGUCCCCUUAGCGAUGCCAGCACGCUUAGCAACAAUCAAGAGGCCGCCCUGCCCAGCGAUUCCACCGAAGGCAGCCUGGAGGUGAUCCAAUACAGCUCCUCCAGCGACGACGCCGUGAUUGUCGAUGGCGAUGCAGCCAAGCCGAAGAGAGAAGUGCUCCAUCACAUCUACCACCGGGCCGAAGUGCACGCUCCCGAGACACCGCAAAUUCAAAUGAAUCCCGAGCCCGACUCGAAAAUUGCAUUGGUUGAGGAGAGCAGCACCGAGUCGAUCAUUUCGAUAAACUCCUCUAUACGCCCAGACAUACUCCUCGUCUCCAUUGACACCGAAGAGGUGUUGAUGAUCUGGAAUACGAACACGGGCGCCCAUGCCGGCAAGAACUACAGUCGCAGCAAGUCAACAGAUCAGGUUUGCAGUGUCCUGUGGCUAAAUGAUCGCACCAUUGUCUCCCUGGGUCGGCACCAGUUGUCCUUCUGGUCGCUGGUGUACGACCGUAAAGUGCUUCGCUACAAGAUCAGCAAGGACAACGCACACAAGUGCGCCACAAAGGACAUACUGUCCGUUGCCAGUAAUUGCGGCAAACAGCAGCUUUGGGUGUGCAAAACCAAUCGCACAACUGAACUAAUGGAUCCCCUCACUGGCCUCACCAUCUCCAACUACAGCUCAUUGGUGUUUGGAGUGCGGGCCAUGGUCGAGUGUCCGGAUGAUAUGAACAAAAUCGCUCUGGGAUGUUCGGACCGUCGCGUGGCUUUCUUUGAUCUGUCUAAACUGGCGACAAACGGCGCUGCCAUCAACAGUCUAUUUGUUGGCAGCAAUGUCUACUCCCUGGCUUGGAGUCCCGACUGCUUGCAACUUGCCUGCGGCACCUUCGAUGGAACAGUGGUGAUUCUCGACGUGGAGAGCAUGAGGGUGAAGAGGACCAUUCAAGGACCCCAGAAGAAAGAAGUAUACAGUUUGGUGUGGCAGGAAAACUACAUCUACUUCGUGGUGAACCGCAAGCUGUGCCUCUUCGAUGUGACCAAGCCCAAUGCCGGAGCAACUGCUCUAAACCUAAUGGAACGCACGUGCUUGGUGAGCGUUCGUGGACCUUUCCUGUUUUUGGGCUCCGAUGACGGCGUACUGCAGCUGCACGAACGCACGCCCGAAGGGAAGCCCAGCUGGGGCCCAGCUCUACGCCAGUCUGCACUGCUGUCUCGGUAUAUUACGGACGUUGCCUGGAAUCCGUUGCAGAGCAAUGUGUUUGCUGUUGUGGGCCACGACAAGUAUGUCAUAAUAAUGGAAUUUCUGGAGGCGGAGCGCAACUGGAAGACACUCAAUACGUUCACGGCCAGCGACCCAAGGGGCUCGAUCACCUCGCUGAAGUGGAGCAACUGUCAGAAAAACCUUUUGCUGAGCUUCCACAUUGAGGGAAAGGUGUGCGUGUGGGACACUCUGGAUUCGAAGAAGGCGCCUCUGACCAUCACCUAUCACUGCCCCAUGUGGUGCGGCAUGUUCUUGCCCUCCGAUGAGAACAUCGUGAUGUGCUCGGGCAAAGCGGUCUCCCUGGAACUUAUCAAUAUCAAAGUAGCCUUGGUUGGAGACGAGAGAAACAUUUGCUCCAAAGUGGAUGGAUUGCUCAAUGUCAAGUGGGCCACGAAAUCCCUGGUGCAUCCGUAUGCACCGCCCACCAACGCAGAGGUGAAGAAAAUUAGGCACAACGAAAGACGCAAGCAUCGCAGGGGAGGGGCACGUAAGGGUCAGGAGAUGGUGGCGAUCCAGAAUAAUGAGGCGCUGAAUGACGGCCAAAAAGUAGAAGAAAUGUUCGGUGCUCUGAGCUUGGAUCAGAAGAAACCAGAGCCAGGCCAGAGCACAGCCGAGUGCAGCAAGUGCAAGGAGAAUGUGGCUGCUAGCCAACCUCCCGAGAGUGUCGCAACCAAUACCCGCACCUGCCUCUACCUAGCUCACAAGGAUCUCAACAAGAACGCCCUGGGAAAGCUGGCCAUUGUACUGACCGAAGAUGCGGAGAAGAUUGACAAGUCCGUGCUCCUGUCGAAACUGUUUGGCACCAAGGCGAUGGCCAAGGAGCUCAUUGAAACGGAGCUGACCAAUUUGAAGCACUCCAAUUCGAAGGAUAUUGCACCACUGUGCCUGACCAUUUCCACAUUUAAACUGCGCGAGGAGUUGGAGGAUCACAUUGCCAACAAGACACUCACGGAGGGUCAUCUGGCUGUGGCCCCCUCUGUGUCCUAUGUGUUUUGGCGAGAAUGUUGCGAAGCGUAUGCCAAGCAGAUGGAGGAGAAGGGCUACAUCAUGCAUGCGGCCACGUACCGCUUUAGCUUGGGUCAGCACAGGGAGGCCAUCGAUCUGCUGUUGGCCCACGAGUAUUUCAAGGAGGCCCUAGUCCACGCUCGCAUUAGCCUACCGGCCACCGACCCCAAGAUAAAAAUCAUCAUCAAUCAGUGGUUGGAGCGACUGGAGAGGACGGGAAACUUUGGAGCGGCUGCUCUCAUAUGCGUGCUGGACAACGAGAUGAUGCGUGGGUACACCUAUCUGCGCAAGUUCCACAAUUGCACGCCCGAGAUAGCCGAUCUAAUGGCCCAGAUCAAACGUAUCGGCCAGCUGAGCGACGCGCUCGACUGCUGUGCACCCGGCGAGCCAGCAGCUUUGAAUGGAGAAGCUAGCGACCACGUUGCUUAAUUGAUAUUUAGUUAUUUUCAAACAUAGAAAAGGCUGUAAGCAUUUAUGCAUUUCAUAGCAAGUCAGAGAGUAGAGCUGCGCGCCUUGAAUGAAAUAUUUGAUUUAAUCAACGAAGAAAAGAAAAGCAAAAGGAAUGCACAAUAGUUAGAGAAAACACGAAAA
Drosophila guanche is the source of this 4022-nucleotide messenger RNA. Its product is annotated as protein rigor mortis. The transcript is spliced from 9 exons. Gene Ontology annotation, molecular function: protein binding. Lineage: Eukaryota; Metazoa; Arthropoda; Insecta; Diptera; Drosophilidae. The record is from RefSeq and is a predicted model, not a curated record. Bases 84 to 3860 code for a protein of 1258 amino acids.